Molecule: messenger RNA, 3627 nt
Organism: Colius striatus (speckled mousebird)
Lineage: Eukaryota; Metazoa; Chordata; Aves; Coliiformes; Coliidae
Gene: GRID2IP
Product: Grid2 interacting protein
Exons: 25
Coding region: 1-3627 (1208 amino acids)
Molecular function (GO): protein binding
Source: RefSeq, a predicted model, not a curated record
AUGCCGGCAACCAACCAGGGCUGGCCUGAGGCGUUUGGGUUCAAGAUAAGCGGGACUGGCCCAUGCUACAUCCUCUGGGUGCAGGAGGGCAGCAGUGCCGCUGUGGCAGGGCUGCGGCCAGGCGACGAGGUGCUGGAGAUCGAAGGGCAGCCCGUCUCCUCGCUGGGCUGCGAGGCACUGCUCGGGCUGGCCAGGCGCUGCGGCAAUGUGCCCCCCAGCAUCGGGGUGGUCUCCCGCCUGCAGCACGCCAACAUCCCCCCCGGGCCCCAGGGAUGCUUCGGCUUCGAGUUGGCGAGUGGCAGCCCCCCACAAGUGGCCAGCGUCAGCCCGGAGUCGCCGGCUGCUGCCUGCGGGAUUGAGCCAGGGGAUUAUGUGCUGGAAGUCAACGGGAACGCCGAUGGCGUGCACCAGGAGAGGAGGCAGAAAGCACGGGAGUUCAGCAAAAAGGUGGAUGACAUCCUCGGUGACCAGCCAGAGGUCAGGGAGAAGGUGUUCACCAUCCUGAAGCAGUAUGCAGCAGAGCGGAAGGUGGAGUACUUGGCCUAUGCCCUCUGCAUGGUCCUCACCCAGGAGUCCCACCAGCAUCUGAUCGACAACAUCAGGAUUUUCAUUCCCAAGAAGCACCGGCAGCGCUUUGAUGAGGUGGUGUCUCAGAGCCUGAUCAGCAAGCUCUGCCGCUCCAAGAGCGAGCAGCACAGCAACCGGCUGCGACGCAGCCGGAGCGAGGACCACCAGGAGCGGCUCCUGGUCUCCACCCGCGCCAGCUCCGUGCCCCGCAGCCACGAGGAGACCAGCAAGAGCCUGCGGAAAACCACUUCGCUCAUCACCAGCAAUGUGGCCUCCGGGGCUGCCCGCAGAACUGUGCGAGUUUAUAAAGGCAACAGAAGCUUUGGCUUCACACUACGUGGCCAUGCCCCGGUGUGGAUCGAGUCUGUCCUGCCAGGGAGCCCGGCUGAGAAGGCAGCUCUCAAAGCUGGAGACCGGAUCCUCUUCCUCAACGGUCUCGACAUGAGGAACUGCUCCCAUGACAAGGUGGUGUCAAUGCUGCAGGGCAGCGGGGCAAUGCCCACUUUGGUGGUGGAAGAGGGGAUUGUCAACUUCUCCAAUGACUCUGACUCUGCUGACUCCCCGAGCGCCUCCUCCGCCCUCACCUCCCUGCAGUGGGUUGCAGAGAUACUCCCCUCUAGCAUCAAGAUCCAAGGAAGGACCUUCACCCAGCAGCUGGAGCACUUGCUGACCCCCCCUGAGCGCUACACCAUCUGCAAAGCGCUGGAAGGCUUCUUCCAACAUCGGAACAUUGACACUCUCAUUGUGGAUGUGUACCCGGUGCUGGACACACCAGCCAAGCAAGUCAUUUGGCAGUUUAUCUACCAGCUGCUGACCUAUGAAGAGCAGGAGCACUGCCAGCAAAAGAUUGCCAGGUUUCUUGGUUACAAGGCUUUGCGUGCUGGCCCCACUCCCACCUUGUCUCUUGAGGCUGAGCCAGAAGCAGAGGACCGCUACCGCAGCUCGGUCCGAGGGGCCUCCUUGUGCCGGGGAAGCCUUCGAACCCCCCGCCCCGAGGAAGGGGGGGCAGCAGGACAGAGCGACACAGUGGAGGUCCCCGUUCGCCUGAUCCCUGGAGAGAGACAGGCUGGCGACGGCACUUCCCUCCCAGAGACCCCCAACCCCAAAAUGAUGUCAGCUGUCUACGCAGAGUUAGAGAACCGCCUGCUUGGCAGCUACGCCGGCAAGAUGGGCAGUGCUGCCCUGCACAGAGCAUCGCCACCUGCCCCAGAGCUGGCACACGCUGCAGGUACUCGCAAGUCAGGGAUGGCAAUCUCAUGGCCAAGUGACCCUCUGGCCUCUCAGCAGUGCUACUACCGCCUGCACAGCAGCGUGGCCUCCCCAAGCAGCACCGAGUCCAACCCCUACGUCAGCCUCGACAGCAGCCCGGCGCCAUCCCCCAAGCACCGGGGCUACCCGCUCAGCCCUCUGUCACGACAGAAGAAGCUCUUCACCUUCUCCAGGCCCCUGCGCAGCCGCGACACCGACCGAUUCCUGGAUGCACUGAGUGAGCAGCUGGGACACCGUGUCACCGUCGUGGAUGAUUUCCUUACCCCUGAGAAUGACUACGAGGAGAUGAGUUUCCACGAUGACCAGGGCAGCUACGUCACCAACGACGUCAGCAGCAGCGAGUACAUCAGCAGCAGUGAUGAGGGCAGCUCCCUCACCUACUCCACGCUCUCGGACCACAUCCCCCCGCCGCCGCUCAGCCCCCCGCCACCACCGCCCCCGCUGCAGUUCAACGACCCCCAGCCCGUCCCCACCAAGGCAGAGGCCACCAAGUCUGGUACAUCACCUGCCCCCAAAUCCCUCAUUGGGCACCUGCACCCCAUCCCGCCACCGCCACCGCCGCCGCCGCCGCCACCAGUGCCCUGCGCGCCCCCCCUGCACCGGGGGCUGCUGCACCGGCGCAGCGAGUCCAACCACAUGAGCGUCAAGAGGCUGCGGUGGGAGCAGGUGGAGAACUCGGAGGGGACCAUCUGGGGUCAGCUCGGGGAAGAUUCAGAUUAUGACAAGCUGAGUGAUAUGGUCAAAUACCUUGACCUGGAGCUGCACUUUGGGACGCAGAAGCCCACAAAGCCAACUCUCAUGCCUGAAAACUUUAAAAAGAAAGACGUGGUUGAAAUUUUGUCCCACAAAAAGGCCUACAACACAUCCAUCCUCAUAGCCCACCUCAAGCUGUCGCACAUUGAGCUGCGCCAGAUCCUCAUGACAAUGGAGACAGACCGCCUGGAGCCCUCCCACAUCAAGCAGCUCCUGCUGUAUGCCCCGGAUGGGGAGGAAGUCCAGCGCUUCCAGAGCUACAAGGAGAACCCCGGGAAGCUGAGUGAGCCCGACCAGUUUGUGCUGCAGAUGUUGGCAGUACCAGAAUACAAGAUCCGCCUGCGCAGCCUACAUUUUAAGACCACUCUGCAGGAGAAGACAGAGGAGAUCAAAGCUAGCUACGAGUGCAUCUGCAAGGCCUCGCUAGAGCUGAAAAGCAGCAAGAAACUGGCUAAGAUCUUGGAGUUUGUGCUGGCAAUGGGAAACUAUCUGAACAAUGGGCAGCCCAAGACCAGCAAAACAACAGGCUUCAAAAUCAACUUCCUCACUGAGCUGAACACAACCAAAACUGUUGAUGGCAAAUCCACCUUCCUGCACAUUCUUGCCAAAUCACUUAGCCAACAUUUCCCAGAGCUCCUGGGCUUUGCCAAGGAUCUUCCUACAGUGCCGCUCGCUGCCAAAGUGAAUCAGAGAACACUAACAGCUGACCUGAAGGACCUGCACACCACUGUCAGUGACAUACAGAUGGCCUGUCACAGCAUGCCAGCUACUGCAGAGGACAGAUUUGCAAUUGUGAUGUCCUCCUUCUUGGAGAGUGCCCAGCCUGCCAUGCGAUCCCUGGAUGACCUGCAGCACAAGGCCAUGGAAGAAUUCAGCAAGGUGUUGUCCUUCUUUGGGGAAGACUCGAAAAUGACAACUUCUGAAGCUUUCUUUGGCAUUUUUGCAGAAUUCAUGAGCAAGUUUGAGCGGGCACUCAGUGAUGUGCAGGUCGGCGAGAGCCAGCGCAGCCCCAGGAUGAGCUCCCCCCUCGCCUGGUGA